GUUUCGAUAUUUUUUUUCACCCGGAAGUUGUUCGAGUAAACAUAUCGCACAUGUUGCAAAUAAGGAAAGUGACUGGAAAAGAUGGACGUAAAGAAGAGUAACAGUCUUAAAAGUACCUCUCGGGAUUUGCUGGACUGCGGGAACGGACACGGAAUUCCUGAAAAGCUGUUACUGAAAUCCAAGUGUGCGUCGUCGCUGCACACGGAGAAGGUCCUGAGAAGCAGUGUUCUAGACAGGGUCCAGGGUUUCCUGCCUCAGAUGGCCCGGGCUAAUGAGACGUUAAGGCAGCAGAUGGAGACCCUUCCUGCAGGUCACUUUGACAUCGAGAGUGUUGAGGAAGCAGAUCGCAUCAUUGAGAUGGAUGUUGCUCUGGUGGAGCUGGAGGACUCGGACAGCAGUGAGGAAGAGGAGUUAUCCGAGGAGAGCUCAGAUGAAGAGACUGCCAGUGUUGAAACACUUAAAUUACCUGGCAACCGAAAGAGAAAAGCCAACAUUGAGGUGCUAGAGAAAGACAGAGAAUGAAGGGACACGUCUCCUCAUGGCAAAUGCAACACCACUUUACGUUACCCCUCUCACGUACGCACACAGGGGGUCUGGGAAUUAUCGCUCCUCUAAGCAGAGGACUCUUGAGCUACUGUAAAUACGGACCUGAAAUAGAAGAGCAUAAUUCUCGGCUUGUACAUUGAGUGAUGGACAUGAGGUUGAAGUGCUGAGGAUUUUUACUUAGCAUGGAAAAUACAGCCUUUGUUCUGUUUGCAUGAAUAUAUUCUGAUGUCUGUAUGAGAGAAAGACCUAAUCUCAGGUUACGUAGACAUACAGUGAGUUGCAGCAACAAGGGUUAGAUUAAAGCAAGUUUAGAGCUAAUUAGGGAUUUGUUGAUCUACAUUUUACAUUCUGAACAUGGGAAAACACUGAUUAAAACCUUCAUGUUGGAUUCUGUCCAUCAGGAUAAAUUUAUCAGUAUAAAAUGUCUGGUACUCUUGUGAUUGUUGAUUUAGCAACAAAUAAACACGUUUCCUUAAGAUGUUCUGUGCAGCCAUUUUUAAAAUUUAAACCUGUCCAGCUGCUAGAUUUAAACAAAUCAACUCAAUUUAAAGUAUUAAAGGAUUAAUGUUGCUGCAAUCUUACUCUAUAACUAAUAGCUUACUGUAUAACUAAUAUCAGGAUCCAUGUCUUAUUGUCUGUCAAACUUAAGGUGCAACAGGUGCAUCACAAAAAAUUUGAAUAUCGUAGAAAAGUUUUUUUUUUUUUCUUCUGUAAUUUAAUUCAAAAAGUGGAACUUUCAUAUAUCCUAGAUACAUUACACAUAAAGUGAAAUUUCAAGCCUCUUUUGUUUUAAAUCUUGAUGAUUACGGCUUACAGCUCACGGAAAUUAAAAAAAAAAAAUCCCGUAUCUGAAAAUAUUAGAAUAAAGAAUUUUUAAUACAGAGGUGUCGGCCUGAGAGGCAGGGGCGGAUUAAGUCAUUUUUGGGCCUACGGCAAACACAGGCAUGGGGCCCUCCACAUCCCUUGUUCUCCCCAUUUGUCCUUAUUGUCGUAAUCCUUUUUUUUUUUUUUAUCUAAUAAAGACCUACUUGUAACGUCUCUUCACACAGCAAAGAUGUCUAGACGUAUGGGAUUGCAUCUGCAAAAAACACAAAACAUUCAGUUUAACAAAUACACUCAGUCACCCACUGUAAAAACCUAUUUUCAUUUAAAAAAAAAUAAAUAAAGAUCUCUGUACGGUAA
This is a messenger RNA of Ictalurus punctatus (channel catfish), 1728 nucleotides long. RefSeq names its product NOP protein chaperone 1 (gene nopchap1). The transcript is spliced from 4 exons. The coding region runs from base 82 to 522 and encodes 146 amino acids. Lineage: Eukaryota; Metazoa; Chordata; Actinopteri; Siluriformes; Ictaluridae. The record is from RefSeq and is a predicted model, not a curated record. Gene Ontology annotation, biological process: box C/D snoRNP assembly. Gene Ontology annotation, molecular function: box C/D methylation guide snoRNP complex binding.